Molecule: messenger RNA, 1750 nt
Organism: Eucalyptus grandis
Lineage: Eukaryota; Viridiplantae; Streptophyta; Magnoliopsida; Myrtales; Myrtaceae
Product: cysteine-rich receptor-like protein kinase 4
Exons: 6
Coding region: 242-1510 (422 amino acids)
Biological process (GO): protein phosphorylation
Molecular function (GO): ATP binding; protein kinase activity
Source: RefSeq, a predicted model, not a curated record
UCUUUGCUCUUUGAGGAGUCAUUAGAGUUUUUCAGCCAGCAAAACAAUUUUCUUUUCUUUUCUUUUUUCAAUUCUACUACAGUUACAAUCUUUACAGUUAGAUUAAUCAACGCUCGUUCAGUUACGUACAGUCAACUCAACUGUUUGCUACAGCUUUUGCAUGGGGUUGGGGAAUAACUUGUCUCAUGUAUGUGCUGGAACAUGAAGUUUUCAUGACUAGAAGGAGCCAUUUUUUUCAUGUAUGUAUAUAAAACUAUUAACUCUGACUACAAAUGCAGGAAAAGUGCACUUUCCAUUGAAAAUAUCUGCUGCAAUCCUUACCGCAGCCGUAGGAUCGACGCUACUUUUUUGCAUGAUUGUCUGGCAUUUACUACGAGGAAGAAGAAUGGUUCUAAGAGGGGAGAGUGAAAGUUGUAUAGAAGAAGAUCCGAUUGUUAGGAGGCAAAUUUCUGAACUCCACUCCCUGCAAUUUGAUCUGCAAACAAUAGAAGUUGCCACAAAUAAUUUCUCAAACGACAAGAAGUUAGGGGAAGGUGGAUUUGGUCCAGUUUACAAGGGUACACUACCCAGUGGUCAAGAAAUUGCAGCAAAGAGGCUAUCUAGGAGCUCUGGACAAGGAGUCGAAGAAUUUAAGACCGAGGUUGAAUUAGUAGCCAAGCUUCAACACAGAAACCUAGUGAGGCUAUUGGGAUUCUCCAUGGAAAGAGAUGAAACGAUACUAGUCUAUGAAUACGUGCCCAACGGGAGCCUCGACAACUUGUUAUUUGAUCCCGAGCUCAGUGGACGCCUAGAUUGGUCAACACGGUACAAGGUCAUGGUAGGGGUGGCGCGCGGACUGCUAUACCUUCAUGAAGAUUCUCGGCUUCGAAUUAUUCAUCGCGAUCUCAAAGCCAGCAACAUUCUGCUAGAUGUUGACAUGAACCCAAAAAUCUCAGAUUUUGGUAUGGCCCGGAUCUUCAGUGCCAAUCAAACUGAGGCAAGCACAAAUAGGAUUGUUGGAACAUAUGGUUACAUGUCUCCUGAGUAUCUGAUGUUUGGACACUUCUCAGUAAAAUCUGACGUCUUCAGCUAUGGUGUGCUAAUGUUAGAGAUUAUUACUGGCAAAAAGAACAGCCAAUUCUUAGCAUUGGACUGUGAUGGGGGCCUGUUAGGCCAUGUCUGGAAGCAUUGGACCAGCAGAUCGCCAUCUGAAGUAGUGGACCCAGCUUUAAGCAAUGCUUACUCCGUCAACGAAGUGAUCAGAUGCAUGCACAUUGGCCUGUUGUGCGUGCAAGACGACACAGAGGACCGACCUACCAUGGAUUCGGUCGUUCUCAUGUUAAACAGUGAGUCUAUUAGCAUUCCAAUGCCUCAGAGACCUUCAUUCUUCUUCCCAAAUAAGAAGUACAAGCCGGCACCUUGUGUUCUGAACUUAGAUCAAUCUACUGGCAAAGCAGACCAAUCUAGUAGCAAGAUAACGCCGCCGUGGUCUCCAACCGACACUGGUGCCAGUCUAUCUUCGAAGACGUAGGUGUGCAUUGACAUGGUCUAUAGACAGAUUCCCCUGUCGACACGUUCAAGAUCGUUUUAGAAGAUAAGAUCGGCCCUCGAACCGGUUCAUAGUUUAAAAUCAAGACAUACGCUUUGCUGAAUUUCCAAUGAAUUAUCUGUAGACCCUGUUUGAUCUCGGUCGUUAGCGUUUUCCUGUUUGUGUUUACAUGUCCCUUGGACAGAGGCGAGUCCAUGCUAAGCUCGAACUCAUGAUGAAUGG